AUGCUGCCUCCAAAGUACUUGUCUGCCACCAAACCCAAGAGGUCUCGGGCCCCAAAUCUGUGUGAGCUAGACAGUGACUUGCCUCAGGAGCCGGAUGCCGCCAUAGGAGAAGCCGCCACUGACCCUGAAUUCUUUCAUCAGAGGUUUCGGAACUUCCUCUACGUGGAAUGUGUCGGGCCUCGGAAGACCCUGCUCCAACUCCGAAACCUCUGCCUCGACUGGCUGCAGCCGGAGACUCGCACCAAGGAGGAGAUCAUCGAGCUCUUGGUCCUUGAGCAGUACCUGACCAUCCUUCCAGAGAAGAUCAAGCCCUGGGUGCGUGCGAAAAAGCCAGAGAACUGCGAGAAGCUCGUUACUCUGCUGGAAAAUUACAAGGAGAUGUACGAACCGGAAGACGACAGCAGCAGUGACGCCCACAGCGAAGGCAGCGUGAGCCGGAAGGCAGCAGCAUCCCCGCCGCCACACUCAGCCCGCUGCAACUGGGACCAAGACUGGGAGCGAGCCCGCGAGCGGGAGCGCCGGAGGGGCAGAGGCAGGGGCCUGGAGUCUCGGGCCCGCUGGCCGUACGCCCGGAGCCCCAGGAGCAGGUUUCAUCAGCGGGAUCUUUCCCUUCCUCUGAUGGAGAAAGUGGCUUUUGCAAAGGAAAGAGAGCACAAACGUCGGGACUCUGUGAUGGAUUACGAGACGAAAUCGCAGGAUGCGGUGUCGUACCAGGAUGUGGUGGCCCUCACUGAGGACCGGAAGCCCCAGAACCCGGUUCAGGACAACAUGGAGAACUACCGGAAGCUGCUCUCGCUGGGGGUUCAGCUUGCCGAGGACGACGGCCACUCGCACAUGACCCAGGGCCACUCGUCACGGUCAAAGAGAAGUGCCUACCCGAGCACCAGCCGAGGUCUGAAAACUAUGCCUGAAACCAAAAAGUCAGCCCAUCGGCGGGGGAUCUGUGAAGAUGAAUCUUCCCACGGGGUGAUAAUGGAAAAGUUCAUCAAGGACGUUUCGCGCAACUCCAAAUCGGGAAGGGCAAGGGAACCUAGCGAUCGGCUGCAGAGGUUCCCCAGGAGGCCAGACAGUGACUGGAAGGAAGUUCCAUUCAACAAGAGGGAGUCAGUGAUUCAGGAGAGGGGCCAUGAAGGGAAUGCCUUUGGGGGAGGAGGCUUUAAUUUGAACUCAAACCUUGUUUCCAGAAAGAGAGUUCUUGAGAGAAAAAGGCGCUAUCAUUUUGACACAGACGGGAAGGGCUCCAUGCACGGUCGGAGAGGUGGUGCAAGGAAGCGGCCCUUUGAGCGCGGCGAGGUGAGGAAGGCCGCGAGCGGGAGCAGCCUUAGUGCGCCGCCCGUCCCCCAGUCGCAGCCCUUCGACUUUGGGGCGACGCCCUAUGUGUGUGAUGAGUGCGGGAGGUCCUUCAGCGUGAUUUCGGGGUUUGUAGAGCAUCAGAUCACACACACCAGGGAGAAUCUGUACGAGUACGGCGAGUCCUUUCUUCAUAGUGUGGCCGUCAGUGAGGUUCAGAAAAGGCAGGCCGGAGGGAAACGCUUUGAAUGUAAGGAGUGUGGGGAACCCUUCAAUAAGAGCGCUGCCCUGGCCGAGCAUCGGAAAAUUCAUGCUAGAGAUUGCCUUGCGGGGUGUAAAGACGAGGAGUACGAGGAGCCCUUCAUGCCCAGCCCAACCUUCAGGGAGCUCCAGAAGAUAUACGGGAAGGACAAAUUCUAUGAAUGCAGGGUGUGCAAGGAAACCUUCCUUCAUAGUUCUGCCCUGAUCGAGCACCAGAAAACCCAUGGCCGAGAUGACAAAGGUAGUGAGCGUGGGGAAGCCUUCAAACCCAGCCCAGCGCUUAACGAGCUUCAGAAUAUGUAUGGGAAAGAGAAAAUGUACGAGUGCAAGGUGUGCGGGGAGACCUUUCAUCACAGCGCAUCCCUGAAAGAGCACCACAAGAUCCACACCCGAGGAAACCCAUUUGAAAACAAGGGCAAAGUGUGUGAGGAAACCUUCAUUCCUGGUCAGUCCCUUAAAAGACGCCAGAAAACCUACCCAACAGAGAAGGCCUACGACUUCAAAGAUGGUGGGGAUGCCUUUAGGCAAAACUCAGACCUCAUCGAGCAUCAGAAAAUUCAUUCUCGGAAGAACCUCUUUGAAGGCCGGGGGUACGAGAAGUCUGUCAUUCACAGUGUGUCCUUCCCCGAAUCUCAGAAGAGUCACACUAUAACAAGGCCACCUGAGGACGAGGAAGACGAGAAGGCAUUCACUGUCAGCUCCAAUCCUGAUGACAGCCGGGAAGCCCUGUCCUAUGAGAGGGGCCCUUAUGAGAGGUCUUUCAUUCACAGCUCAGCCUUCCCUGGGGCUCAGAAAAGUCACAGCAAACCGAGAGUGAUAGCAGAGGCGACCGUUCAGAGCUCGGGUGCCACCGAACAUUGGAAAGUCCACGCUGGGGAGAGUACCUCUGAAAGAAAGGGAUAUGAGAGGUCCGUCAUCCACAGCCUAGCUGCUUUCAGGCCUCCCCGUGGUCACGGUGGAAAUGAGCUCCUUGGCUGUGACGAGCAGCGGGAGUCCUCCGCUUACCUCUUAGACCCUUGUGGCCAGCCGCAGAAGACCCCUGCCCAAGGGAGCCCCUAUGCAGGGGGUAAGAACGACAUCUUCAAGGGCUCUGUUGUGCACGGUGCGUCCCACACCGCACCUCGGGACAGUCCCGCUGGGGAGGGCCCCGGUGGGUGGAAGGAGGACGGGGAACCGUGUGUCCCCAAGUCAGACGUGCGCGAGCAUCAGAAGGCUCGUGCCAAGAGGAAGAACGUCGAGCGCAGGAUUCCUGAGACCUCUGUAAGCCGUCCCCUGCGCUUUGGUGAGCCUCAGGCAUUUCGCCCGAGGGAGAAGGUUUACGAAUGUCCAGAGUGUGAAGAGUCCUUUGUCCAUAGCUCCGACCUCACUGAGCAUCAGAAGAUUCACGAUAGAAAGAAGCCCUCUGGAAGUGAAAACUACAUAAGAUCUGUCAUUCGCAGCUUAGCCUCCACGGACCCUCAGACCAGUUAUGCAGCUCAGACCAGUUAUGCUGAACAGCCAGUCCGCAAUGAAUGUAAGGAGUGUGGGGAGUGUUUUGCCACUGUUGAAGACCUUGGCAUACAUCAGAAAAUCUAUGCCCGAGAGAAAUUCCAUGGUGGGGAGCUGUUUGGAGACUCUGUGAUUCAGGGUGUGGGCCUUGAUGGACCUCGAAAGGAAGAGCCUCGGCAGGAAGGGCCAGACGAGCCGGAUGAGCCUGAAGACACCAUCUAUGGGUGUAAGGACUGCGGGCUGGGCUUUGUGGAUCGCACAGACCUCAAGGACCAUCAGAAGGUUCACGGCAGAGAGUACCUCAUCGACAGCCGCGAGUACGCGCAUUCUGUGAUGCACACCCAUUCUGUCAGUGAGUAUCAGAAAGAUUACAUUGGAGAGCAGCUCUAUGAGUGCCCGGCAUGUGGGGAAUCUUUCGUUCAUAGCUCAUUCCUUUUCGAGCAUCAGAAAAUCCAUGAGCAAGACCAGUUUUACGGCCACAGGAGGUAUGAUGAGCCCUUUAUGCAGCCCUUGGUCAUUAGCCCACAGCGGCCUCGGGCCCCACAGAAGAGUCCUCCUGCUGGGACGUCCCUGCAAUGCCAAGUAUGCGGACGAGACUUCAUCCACGGCUCUGUCCUUAACGAACACAUGAGAGUCCACCCUGGAGACAGCCUGCUGGAGCAGGGCCAGGGAAGCACAGACGUGGUCAGCCCAGGCUCGGCCCCCACAGACCUUCAGAGAGACCAGGCCAAGGACAAGCACUAUGAGUGUGCGACCUGUGGAGAGUCCUUCCCCAGCCAGGCAGACCUCCAGGAACACAUGAGGAUUCACGAGAAGGACAAGCCCUACGACUAUGGGGCCACCUUCGUCCACACCUCCUUCCUCACCGAGCCCCCCAAGAGAGAUUCACCCUUCUAUGAGUGCAAGGACUGUGGCAAGUCCUUCAUCCACAACACAGUCCUCACGAAGCAUCAGAAGCUGCACCUCGAGGAAGAGGAAGCAGCAGCAGCCGCCCAGGAAGUUGAAGCCAACGUCCUCGUUCCAAGGGAAGUUCUGCGGAUCCAGGGAUCAAAUGUGGAGGCCGCGGAGCCGGAGGUGGAGGCUGCCGAGCCGGAGGUGGAGGCUGCCGAGCCCAACGUGGAGGCCGCCGAACCCAACGGAGAGGCCGAGGGGCCGGAGGGGGAGGCCGCUGAGCCCAACGGGGAGGCAGAACAGCCCAACGGGGAGGCAGAACAGCCCAACGGGGAUGCUGAUGAACCGGAUGGGGCAGGGAUCGAAGACCCAGAGGAAAGAGCCGAAGAGCCAGAGGGAGACGCGGAUGAGCCAGACGGUGCAGGGAUCGAGGACCCAGAAGAGGAAGGUGACGACCAGGAGAUCCAAGUGGAAGAGCCCUACUACGACUGCAGGGAGUGUGGCGAGACCUUCACCUCCAACUCGGCCUACGGUGAGCACCUGAAAACCCAUGCCAGGGUGCUAAUAUUUGAGCCUGGAAGCGUCUACGGGGAAAGCUCCCACUACACCGAGCACGCCAGCACCAGCAGCAGUGACAGCGGCAGGGCUGAUGACAAGUACUUCAAGUGUGACGUCUGUGGGCAGGUCUUCACCGACCGCCUGGCCCUGGCCCGGCACCAGAACACCCACACCGGCUGA
Molecule: messenger RNA, 4668 nt
Organism: Lipotes vexillifer (Yangtze River dolphin)
Lineage: Eukaryota; Metazoa; Chordata; Mammalia; Artiodactyla; Lipotidae
Gene: PEG3
Product: paternally expressed 3
Exons: 8
Coding region: 1-4668 (1555 amino acids)
Source: RefSeq, a predicted model, not a curated record